Jaminaea rosea is the source of this 3938-nucleotide messenger RNA. RefSeq names its product putative SKI2-antiviral protein and putative helicase. The transcript has 3 exons. Lineage: Eukaryota; Fungi; Basidiomycota; Exobasidiomycetes; Microstromatales. Gene Ontology annotation, molecular function: ATP binding; RNA helicase activity; RNA binding. Gene Ontology annotation, biological process: nuclear-transcribed mRNA catabolic process, 3'-5' exonucleolytic nonsense-mediated decay. The coding region runs from base 39 to 3893 and encodes 1284 amino acids. The record is from RefSeq and is a predicted model, not a curated record. Gene Ontology annotation, cellular component: Ski complex.
CAUACGUCCACUUCUCAAUCUCACCAGGCAUCCUCAGCAUGGAUCGCGACGAGCUCUCCUCCAUCUUGGAGAGCAUUCGAAGCGCGCCGUCAUCCUCCAAGGCGCCUGAUGGCGGAAUCGAGGCUCUGCGUGAGGCCCUGUCACACGCUGGCCUCGCCAAGCAGGACGCAGCUGCCAAGUCGGCUUACUCGAGGGAGGAGCUCGUCGAGCAGCUCAAGGACAAGUUGCUCACCCCGCAGGCGUCGCUACAAGGGGAAGAGCUGGUCAAGCGCCAAGUCCACUGGCAUCGAAAGCCCGACUUCUCCUCACUCUUGCCUGCUCAGCCACUGCCUCAGACAACCUCUUUGCGCUUUAUUCGUACAGGGCUUGGCAGCAAUGUCAUUGGCACAAAGGAGGUUGUCACUCAUCAACCUCCCUCGACUUCUCAGGCAGCCCGCAAGGCCCGCCUCGAAGCUCAAAAAGUCAAUGCUUCACAGCGCAAGGGGAUGAGUUUCGUGAGGGGCCGCAGCGGCGGGGCAAUGUUCAUGCCCGGAGGACUGGACGAUGAUGACCUUCUCAUUGAAUCGAUACAGGGUGAACGGGUAGAUCAGGAGCAGGGCAUAGAGCGCGAUGUUGAAGAGGUAGAGGAAGCCAUCAAAGGCUGGGGUAGGGGGAUGCGCACAAAGGCACCUGGACUCUCACGCGGCUUCAAAGCGGCGACAGACGAGGAUGAAGAUGAAGAAGAGGUCGAGACCGGCGCGGAGAUGGACAUCGCCAAAAGUCUGGUACCGGCGCCUGUCUACCAGCCCUCAUUGAAGGCUUCCCUGCGCGUAGGCGGCAGCGCAGCCGAUGCUCCGCAGCAGAGGAACAGCCAGCUUGACGAAGAGCUCGACGAGCUUCUUCCCACGGAGAAGCCACCUACACACAGUUCGCGGCGUGCGGCAAAGGUGGACCUCGAAGAGAAGACAGAGUGGGCUCAUGUGCUCGAUGCCAGCAAGCGACUGGCCAACUUCAAUGACCUUGUGCCGGAUAUGGCGCACAAGUUCCCCUUCACGCUCGACCCAUUCCAGCAGGAGGCCGUCUACCAUCUUGAGCAAGGUGAUGACGUCUUUGUGGCUGCUCAUACCUCGGCGGGUAAAACGGUCGUGGCCGAGUACGCCGUUGCUCUUGCGCAGCGACACAUGACGCGGUGCAUCUACACCUCCCCCAUCAAGGCAUUAUCAAAUCAAAAGUUUCGCGAUUUCAAGCAGACCUUCGGCGCAGAGAAUGUAGGCAUUCUUACGGGCGACGUACAGAUCAACUCGGAAGCGCCGUGUCUGAUCAUGACGACGGAGAUCUUGAGGAGCAUGCUCUACCGCGGCGCCGACCUCAUUCGGGACGUAGAGUUCGUUAUCUUCGACGAGGUCCACUACGUGAAUGAUCAGGAGCGAGGCGUGGUGUGGGAGGAGGUCAUCAUUCUGCUCCCUCGCCACAUCAGCAUCAUCCUGCUCAGUGCGACCGUGCCCAACACCAAGGAAUUUGCAGACUGGGUUGGUCGCACCAAGAAGAAGGACAUCUACGUCAUUUCAACGUCGAAGCGUCCUGUGCCGCUUGAACACUUCCUCUACGCUAACAAGGAUCUCUUCAAGAUUGUUGGGGCUGAUGGCAAGUUCGCCGAGCGAGGCAUCAAGGAUGCGGGCGAUGCUCUCAAGCGCAAGCAGGACAAGGAGCGCGAAGCCGCAGGCGUCGCACAGCCGACAAGACAAGGGGCUCGGGGUGGUGCGGCAGGUGGGGCCAAUUCGAACUCGAGGGGAGGGCGUGGGUCCUUUGGUCCGCAGAGAGGGGGCGCUAGGGGCGGUCGCGGCGGCGGCGCAUCUUCCGUCGCUCGUACGAUCGGCGGCGACACAAAGAACCUCUGGGUACAUCUCACUGGGAUGCUUAAGAAGAAGGAUCUGCUACCGGUCGUCGUCUUCGUCUUCUCGAAGCGCCGCUGUGAGGAGUACGCGAGCAGUCUUCCCAACACAGACUUCUGCUCUGCAAAGGACAAGAGCGAGGUACACGUCGUCAUCGAGCGCUCUAUCAUGCGCCUCAAAGGGCCAGAUCGUACCUUGCCGCAGAUUCAAAGGAUGCGCGAGCUCCUCGCCCGUGGUAUUGCGGUGCAUCACGGUGGUCUCCUCCCCAUCGUCAAGGAAAUCGUCGAGCUCCUCUUCCAACGCGGCCUCGUCAAGGUCCUCUUUGCCACCGAAACGUUCGCAAUGGGCGUCAACAUGCCUGCGCGCUCUGUCGUCUUUUCCGGCAUCCGCAAGCAUGACGGGCACGGCUUUCGCGACUUGCUGGCGGGCGAGUACACGCAAAUGUCCGGUAGAGCUGGAAGACGUGGCCUCGAUGCUACUGGCGUGGUGAUCAUCAACUCGGCAGACCAGCUGCCCGAGACCACGACGCUGCACAAGAUGCUGCUCGGCCAGCCGACGAAGCUGCAGUCGCAGUUUAGGCUGACCUACAACAUGAUUCUGAAUCUGCUUCGCGUGGAGACGCUGAAGGUUGAGGAAAUGAUCAAGCGCUCCUUCUCUGAGAACGCGUCCCAACGGCUCCUACCUGACCAGCAAAAGAAGGCAGCCGAGGCAAGAAAGAAGCUCGACAGGCUGCCGCAAGUCUCUCCGCCAGAACGAGCUGACGAGCUGAGUCAGUACUACGAUGCAGCAUGGGCCGCCUUCAUGUCAAACCACAGCGUCCUCGACCUUGCCCUCGAGCAGCAGCAAGGUAGCCGCAUCUUUGCGCCUGGGCGUGUGGUCCUUCUCCGCGAUGCGCACUUCGAUCACAACCCCGCCGUCAUCGUGAAGCAAGUAUCAUCACGCGAGUUCCUGGUCCUGGGCGCCGUAACGCAGCAACGCAAGGAAGGUCGACUCGAUGUGCCGGACAAGGCCGUCCCGCCGAUUUGGCCUCCCCAAAUGAAGCGCGACGCUGGGGACGAGCUGGUCUACGACUUGCGAGAGGUGCCACUCACCAGCUUCGCCUUCAUCUCGGCUCACGUCCUCAAGAUCGAGCAAUCGAUGAUUAUGGCUCACCGCAAGUCCGCCAUGAACCGCACCGUCGACCUCAUGCGCGAGCCCAUCGCCGAGCUGCGCGUUGAGCUCAGAGAGGUGGAUUGGACAAAGAUGCGUCGUCUCGACUUCCAGGAAGCCCUCAAGAGUCGUGACGAGCGCGGCGCAAUCGCUGUGGCUCACCUCGUGGACACGACUCUCCCCGACUUUGACAAGCAGUACCGCCUCACACACGCCCGCAAGCAGCUCGAGAAGGAAGUAGCGCGCAUCGAGCACUCGAUGUCCAAUCAGAACCUCGAACUGCUCCCAGACUACGAGCAGCGUGUCGGUGUGUUAAAGACGCUCCGCUUCAUCGAUCCGCUCACGGAGUCUGUGCUUCUCAAGGGGCGCGUGGCUUGCGAGAUCAACUCGGCGGACGAGCUGGUCCUCACUGAGCUGAUUUUGGACAAUGUUUUUGCGGGCUAUGAGGCGGAAGAGAUCGUAGCGCUGCUCAGCGUCUUUGUCUUCAAGGAGCGCACAGAUGGUGCAGAGGAGGAGGAGUUCCCGCCGCGGCUCAGUGAAGGCUUGGCGACGAUUCUGGGUACGGCCGAACGUGUUUCGCAGGUACAGGCGGAGCAUCAGCUCAACUACGACGACUACGCUGUCAGCUUGAAGACGGGCCUGGUGAAUGUGGUCUAUCAGUGGGCGAGAGGGAGAUCAUUUGGAGAGAUCAUGGAGAUGACCGAGGUGGCCGAGGGGACAAUCGUGCGCGUGAUGACAAGAUUGGACCAGACUUGCCUCGAGGUGAGGGACGCAGCGCGGGUGGUGGGCGAUCAGGGUUUGAGGGAGAAGAUGGAAGAGGCACAACAGAUGAUCACGCGCGAUAUUCUCGCGGCGCCGUCCUUGUACAUCUGAUCGCUAGAGCAGGCGCCAAUCAAUUGUCAUUGCUUGCUAGACUUG